AAAGAAACGUUUUUUUUUCGAUUUGAAAAGAUUUGUAACGAUUAGUAAGAUCAGAGACAUUAAAAGGUAUAUAAAUAAUAUAAAUUAUCAAUUAUCAAUUAUCGUGCUUAUAUCGUGCUUAUAUUGUACUUAUUGUCAUUAUAUUUGAAGCCAUAUUCAAGUCAUAUUAAAAUCAUAACUAUACUUUUUUCAUAUUCUUACUAUGUUUACUGGGUUAAUUGAGCACAUUGGAACAGUCUCGGAAUACAACAAACUUGAUGAAUCAAGUUCUGGGGGAAAUGGUGUUUCUUUAACAGUAACUGAUGCUUUACCCAUUUUAGUUGAUGCCAAAAUUGGAGACUCUAUAGCGAUAAAUGGGACCUGUUUAACGGUGACUGAACUAAUCAAUGCGAGCACAUUUAAAGUUGGAAUUUCAAGCGAAACCAUACGUAAAACCAACUUGGGAGAAUUACAUGAAUCGUCAAAGGUGAAUUUGGAAAGAGCUAUGGACUCAGAUGUCAGAUUUGGCGGGCAUAUGGUUCAGGGCCAUGUUGACACAAUAGCCAAAAUAGUCUCGAGAGAAAAGGAAGACAAUUCGAUAAUAUUCACAUUUCAAUUGAGGACUGAAGAUGAUGAAGAAAAAAAAUUGGUCAAUUAUAUUGUGAAGAAGGGGUUUAUUUGUCUUGAUGGAACCAGUCUCACUGUGACUGACGUAGACUACACCGAUUACACCUUCAAAAUCAUGAUGAUCAAACACACACAGGAAAGAGUCAUUAUGCCACUAAAAUCCAUUGGGGACUAUGUUAACGUCGAGGUGGACUUGGUGGGCAAGUUGAUUGAGAGACAGAUCGAAAACCAGCUUGAAAACCUCAACGAGAGCAGCCCCCUAGCAAAGUUCAUUGUCUCGAUUGUGGACAAGAGAAUCAAGGAGCUUGUGCACUAGAACCAGAGCCCCCAGAGCAACGAGAACAUCUCCAGGGUCGCCAGAGACACGAUACACCAAUAAACACCACUUCGAAGCAACCCAACGCUGCAAAUUCGCGAAACUCUCCCAGCCGCCCUCGGGCUGCUAUUAUAUGUGCCCUCGGAUGUGUUUCCAGUUUCCCAACACCCAGCGCCGAAACACAAGCUCUGAGCUCCGGCGCCAUUCCGG
This is a messenger RNA of Ascoidea rubescens DSM 1968, 1132 nucleotides long. It is a transcript of the gene RIB5, whose product is annotated as riboflavin synthase. Gene Ontology annotation, molecular function: riboflavin synthase activity. Gene Ontology annotation, biological process: riboflavin biosynthetic process. Bases 203 to 922 code for a protein of 239 amino acids. Lineage: Eukaryota; Fungi; Ascomycota; Saccharomycetes; Ascoideales; Ascoideaceae. The record is from RefSeq and is a predicted model, not a curated record. The transcript has a single exon.